Cynara cardunculus var. scolymus (artichoke) is the source of this 863-nucleotide messenger RNA. RefSeq lists its product as uncharacterized. The transcript is spliced from 5 exons. The record is from RefSeq and is a predicted model, not a curated record. Lineage: Eukaryota; Viridiplantae; Streptophyta; Magnoliopsida; Asterales; Asteraceae. The coding region runs from base 210 to 581 and encodes 123 amino acids.
GAUGCCUAUUGAAAACAGUUGGAAGGGAUUCGAGAACUGCAGCUUUUCCUCUUCACCUUGAAAAGCCGGAUCUCUAUGCUGCUACUGUCCAUGAAAGAGUGAGUUGAUUUCCUAUCAUUGUUCUUCGUCUUGCCAAUUGCAGAAUCUAUACGGAAGACUUCUUUAACUGAAAUUUUGAAACAUUCCCGUUUUUUGAUCAAUCAUCCGAGAUGAGCAGACUCUACGAUGGGUGGAAUGAAAUUUUAAAGAUUCAGAAGUUCCGGAGAACGGUGGGAUACACGAUAUUCUUUUCUUUCUCGGCGCUCAUUAGCUACGCAUACAACUCCAAUACUACAAGAGCUGGGUACUCCAGAGGUGAUCAGUUUUAUGCAUCAUAUCCUGCUGGGAGUGAGCUUUUGACUGAUACUACUAAGUUGUAUAAAUCUGCUCUUGGGAAUUGCUUCGAAGAGGAAGAAUGGGGGCCGAUCGAAUGGUCUGUAAUGUCUAAGCAUUUUGAGCGUCAAGGGAAAUCACCAUACGCAUAUCAUGCGCAAUACCAGGCACACCUUGCCUCUAAUGGACAUCUUGAUGGAAGUGGAUAAUGGAAGGAUAUGAAUCCAGAAUGAGUCCGAGACGGAAAGAUGUAUUAAUAAACAUUUGCAAAUGGAUAACAGUUCUGAAGAAGUCAGAAGCUUAUGAGCGUUUGAUGAGUUCAAAUCCAUCAGUGGUAUUAUGUGAUGAUCUACUUGAAUGAAUUUGUUGUUUUCAUGGGUCACUUUUUUAUUUCAAUAAUAUCGCAUUGAAAGACUUGGAAAGGAUGUCAUCUUCGGAUUAAUGUAGCACUAAGAAACAUUCUUGAAAUAUAUGGAAACAUUCAAUGAUCA